AAUAGCUUUGUAAACAGUUAGAAAAAAGACAAAUAUAAAUAUGAAAAACAUCGACAACUUUCGAAACUGUGAAAUUCAAAUAUAACCCCAGUAAGAUUACAACUGCUGUGUGCCGAGCACGAAAGUACAAGAGACUGAGAAUCAUGUUUCGUACUAAAUGCAAAGAACACGAUCACUCAUCGUUUUAUCGGUUCUUGCAAAUGGAGCACAGUCAUAAGAACACCGAUUGCUACUUUUUCUAUUAUUCUACGUGCAAAAAGGGUGAUCUCUGUCCAUUUAGACAUGAACCGUCUGCUUUGGGUUGCGAAACAAUGUGCUCCUAUUGGCAGCAGGGUAAUUGCCUUAAUGAGCAUUGUAGCUUUAGGCAUAUGGAAUUGAAAAAAAACCGCAAAUCAAUUCCAUGCUAUUGGGAAACACAACCUGGUGGCUGCAGAAAACCACAUUGUCCUUUUCUGCACAAGAAUGUACGAGCUAUAUAUGAUCCGAUUAAUCCAGUCAAAACAACUGAGGUAACGUCGAAACCCAUCAAUCAGGAUUGGGUAAAUCGUCAAGAUGAUACAAAGUAUGACACAAGCAGUGCAGAAUCAGAUCAAGGUAGGGGAAGCAGCGAAGCUGGCAGUUUCAUUGGUAGUCCAGCUGUCGAUCCUCUUAUCGUCAAAUUUGGAGAAGAGUCGGACAAUGAAAGCGUACCGUCACCUAUAAAGACGCAACCACAACCAAGGGUGCCCUACUGCAAGACCUACGAGGAGAUCAGGCUAGAGGAGAUACAAGCGGAAAGUGCUGCAUAUUAUUCGUACGAGGCUGAUGAUGAUCGUCCUGUUGGCGAGCAUCCAAUAAGAAAAAUUAAUACGGCAGUUACGAGUCAGGAUACAACGGGUGUCGCUAAUAAAACGAGACGAGUUAUAGCGGCAACUCGUGAUAUUAGGAAAAAGAUUCGGAUCGAUCCGAAAAUAAUUGGGACGAUUGAAAUUAGUAAUAAGGAUGAAUCGUCUUUAGAAAAGAAGAACAAGGACGAUACGAACGAGUUGAAUUUUCAGGUAUUGUCAUUGGAAGAAAUACGUCGGCGUAAAAGACGUAAAGCAUUGAUGUUGCAAAAGGUUGAAAUAUUCGAGAAUCCGAUUGAAUCCGAUCGAUCGAAAAGAUCAAAGGACGAAUGGACUCCAACCAAUGAUCCCACGAAGGAUCCCAUUAAAACGUUAACCAUAAUACGUGCUUCGAACGUGGCUCUACCAACGAGAGGCGUUAAGAGAUUCUUAGAGAAGGACAAAGAGAUUAUCGUCGAAUCUGUCGACGAAGCACGUAGAGUUAAACCUAAAUUAGAGGAUUGUAAUGAACGCGUGACGAAUGUACCACCCGUUAGACUACGAAGAUCACCAAAAAGAUAUCCUAGCAAUGUACCGGGGCAAGAGAUAUUGUCUAAUAUGUUUGAAAAAAAUAUUCGUGAUACUUGUUGUUUGCCAAGCGACGUUAAUGAAAAAAUUGAUAAUGAGAUUGAAAGGGAUGACGAAGGGAAUAGGGAUAACGUAACGUCGAGGCUCGUCGAUAAUAUCGACGUUAGAGUUAAUAUUAGAGAUAAUCGCGAAGAAACGUUGAAUAAUUCCGGUAGAAAGAACGAGGUCGAGGUCAGAUUAUGCGACAGCAGUACCGAUGAGGAACGAAUGGGAAUCGACGAAGGUACGACAAUUCAAGAACAAAAGGAAAUUAAAUCUGUUGUAAUGGAUACCAUAAUGGAGGAUUCAAAAGCGAGCCGACUUUCAUGUGACAGUUUGUUAACCAUCAACGAGGACGAGUAUCUUAUGCUCGAUACUGCAUCCGAUGAUAUUCUCAAGGACAUCGAUGCAUUGCUCAAGGAUAAACCAGUGCUUUGAACUAACACCUCGGAUAUUCCAUUGGACGAAGUCUUUAGUACUUAAGUUUCUAUUUUUCGUCUUCUUCCUCUUCCUCCUCCUCAUUCUUCUUCUUCUUCUUCUUAUUCAUCAUCAUCGUCUUCAUUUUCUUCUUAUUUUACACUUUUCAUUUUCUUUUCGUAUGGACGACUAAUCGGACAGAAGAAUGAAAGAAACGAACAAACGAAAAGAGAAAAAGAAAAAAAAAAAAGAAAGAAGAAAGAAACAGGAUCUUUCGAACAUUUUUUGCUUCCUCCCGUUCAUCAUCUUCAAUAUGUUUCUAUUAUUUUCAAUUUCGAAGGAUUCGUUCAAUUUUCAGAAUUUCUUCACUGAUUGAUAUAUAUAUAUAUAUAUAUAUCUAUCUAUCUGUCUAUCUAUCUAUCUAUCUAUCUAUUUAUCUAUCUAUCUAUCUAUAUAUCUAUAUAUCUAUCUCUUUUUCUUUCUAUUUUUAUCAUUAUUCUUAUAUAACUAGAUCUAUUUGAAACGAUAUGCACUUUUAUACUAUUAGAAUUCGUUCUAAUAUUUCUGCUAUAUUAGCGGUAGAUACGAAAUGAUGGAUAUAUAUAUAUAUAUAUACAUAUAUAUACAUAUAUAUAUAUACAUAUAUAUACAUAUAUAUAUAACUAUAUAUAUAUGUAUAUAAUAUAUACAUAUAUAUAUAUAUAUAUAUAUAUAUAUAUAUAUAUAACUUUGUUUAUAUAUGCAUGUAAGUAUCUACAUCGUUGAAAAUCUCGAAUGACGAUUAAUUAAUAUUAAUUAACUAAUAUUUAUAAAUUCGUCUAUUGUGUCGUCAUCGUUCUUGUCUUCUCAUCGAUGGAUCGAAGUAAAUUACCUAUAUUAUUAUAAGUAAUAAUAGUUCGUUCGAAAAUUUUUCUUUACUCGAAGAAAAACUAAUAUCUAAUACUUAAGCAUCGAGACGCCGUUUAAAAGUAUAGUAUAAUAAUUCUAUACGUCAUACACAAAUACAUACAAAUACACAUACACACACACACAUACACACACACACACACACGCAUAUAUACACACUGCAUGUAUUGCAUAUGUUUUUACGCGUGACACGUAGAUAAAAUAGUUUAUAGAAUAGGACGCAUUAUUAUUCACGAUGAUCGGUGCAAUUUAUUAACGAAACGGAUGCAUUUUUGCAUUUUUAGUAAUUUCUUUUCCUUGUUUUUUUUUCCUUUUUUUUUUUUUUUAUUGUUUUGCUUGUUUCCCAACAAACUUAUCAUAUCAUUGAUCAAUAAUUAAAUUGUUUUAUCGGAUUACGGAGCAAUCUUUCUAUCAUUCUUUUUUUUUUUUUGUUUUAUAUAAAUAAUAGCUUCUUAAUAGUUUUAUUUUUCUUUUCUCUUUUCUUUUUUUUUUCUUUUUUUUUUUUUUUUUUACUACUUGACUUUAUUUUAAGAGUUUUAUUAAAUAAUCGAUCGGGAAUCAUAUACAUGGUCGAAGAAAAAGUGUCAAGUAACACUCGUUCGAUUUGAUUCUGAGGUAUUUGGAAAAGUUCUUUUCCAAAGUUUUAUGAAAUUAAUAAAGACGUUCGAUUAUUUUUGUCAUAUUUAUCCGUAAGAUCAAGUACUUAUUUAAACGUUAUCUCGUAAUAUUACGAGUUUAUAUAUUUGUAUACGAUAGCACUUUUUUUUUUUCUUUUUUUUCUUUUUUUGCAUAGAAAAAGAAUACAUAACGAUAUCUUAUUGGAGUGCUAAUGCACAUAUGUAGAUUUCUUUUCGAACGAAUAAAAUAAAAAAAAAAAAAAAAAGAAAAAAUGAUAAAAAAAAAAAAGAAAAAAAGAAAAAAGAAAGAAAAAAGGAUCAUAUCUCAUCAUUGGAAUUUCGUUAGAAAGAAAAUUAGAUCUUUCGUUGGUUUUAUCUAUUGCCUGAUCAUUUUAUAACUCUCUCUCUCUCUCUCUCUCUCUCUCUCUCUCUCUCUCUCUCCCUCUCUCUCUCUCUCUCUCUCUUUCUUUCUCUCUUUUUCUCUCUCUCUCAUUUUUUCGUCUUCGUCGGCAAUCAAGGAUUACGUAAAAAUUAUUUUCUUAUGAUUUCAAGAUUUCAAUAGAUCACAUACAGAUACACACACACACACACACAGCUUUACACAAAAUUGCCGAUUUUCAUUCUUCUUCUACUUUUUCAUCUACUUCUUCUUCUACUAUUACUUCUUCUUCUUCUUCUUUUUUUUUUCUUUUUUAGAGCUAGAGUUUACGUGAUUGAAAAACGUAUUCUCGACUGAAGAAUUGUAUAAAUAAAUUAUCGAAGGCCAAGAAAAAAAAUAUACGAUUGUUACAUUUGCAAAGUA
Molecule: messenger RNA, 4172 nt
Organism: Vespa crabro (European hornet)
Lineage: Eukaryota; Metazoa; Arthropoda; Insecta; Hymenoptera; Vespidae
Exons: 6
Coding region: 144-1868 (574 amino acids)
Molecular function (GO): metal ion binding
Source: RefSeq, a predicted model, not a curated record